AUGACAAACGAAUUGAAGAGCAAAAGAAGACGACUGUCAGAAAGUGGCAGCUUUCAGCCAGAGGAACCAGAAGUGAUGGCUUCAACUCAGAAUGAGUCCACGGAUGAUCCCGCCCCCGAAACACCGGCGAAACAGCAGAUGAGAAGAGAGCUCUUCGUGCGCUCGCUUCCAGCCUCAGCGACGACCGAAAGUCUGACCGAGUUUUUCUCGCAAUCCUACGUGCUGAAACAUGCAACUGUCGUUGUUGAUCCUAAAACGCAGCAGUCCAAGGGCUAUGGUUUCGUGACCUUUGCCGACAUCGAAGAUGCCCAGCGCGCAUUGGAGGAAUUGAACGACGCCGAGUUCGAAGGCCGAAAAAUAAAAGUUGAGGUUGCACAGCCGCGUAAGCGUGAGAUUGGCGAAAAUGAUGGUAAAAGUGUGCCUACUGCGGAAUCCGCCAGGUUGAAGGAAGAGCGGAACCGUCAGAAAGAACAGAAUCUGCCUCCCAAGCUGAUUGUACGAAACCUUCCGUGGUCUAUCAAGGAACCUGACCAAUUGGCUGUGCUUUUUCGCAGUUUUGGAAAGGUCAAGCAUGCGGUUGUGCCAAAGAAGGGUAAUGAACAGGCGGGUUUUGGAUUCGUUGUCUUGCGGGGUAGGAAAAAUGCGGAGAAAGCACUUGAGGCUGUGAAUGGAAAGGAGGUUGAUGGGAGAACUCUGGCGGUGGAUUGGGCAGUCGAAAAAAGUGUUUGGGAGAAAGCUGCAGAAAAGGAUACAGAUGGAGAUGCAAUUCAGGUGGACACAGCACAGGAGGAAACUAGCGGUGAUGAGGAGGAGGAUGGCAACGAAUUUGUGGAGACAGGUACAGAUGAGGAGGGCAGCGAGGAGGAGGAGCUCGAUGAGGAUGAUGUGGAUAUGGAAGACGAAGACGAGGAGGAUGAAGAGGAGAAAGGUGAUGUCGAGGAUGAUCGAAAUGCUUCGACUAUUUUCAUUCGCAAUCUCCCAUUCACCAGCGACGAUGAGACACUAUAUGAACAUUUUAAGCAAUUUGGAGCAAUCCGAUAUGCUCGCAUUGUUGUAGAUCCCGAAACAGAGCGCCCACGAGGAACAGGCUUUGUAUGCUUCUGGAAUGUCGAGGAUGCAAUCGCGUGCAUCAAGGGAGCCCCCAAGCAGAUUGAAAAUGAAAAAGAAGAUUCUCACUCCAAAAAGGCAGCUUCAGGCGUUAAGCAUUCCGUUUUACAGAAUGAGAUGAUGGAUCCUACUGGAAAAUACACCAUGGAAGAUCGGGUCUUGAACCUUUCUCUAGCCGUUUCAAAAACCAGGGCUGACAAACUGAGAGACGAGGGCGUAUCGCGGCGGUUCGCACAAGACAGGGACAAGAGGCGAUUAUACUUACUGAACGAGGGUACCAUUCCGUCCAACUCUGCGGUGUACAAAAAGUUAGCACCGUCUGAGAUCAAAAUGAGAGAAGACAGUCUCAAGCAACGCCAAAAUCUCAUCAAAAACAAUCCCACCCUCCACCUCAGUCUCACCCGUCUAUCAGUCCGCAAUAUCCCACGAUCAGUCACCUCCAAGGAUCUCAAAGCUCUCGCUCGAGAAGCCAUUGUUGGAUUCGCCAAAGACGCAAAGGAAGGACGUCGUCAGCCCUUGUCACCUGAGGAAAUACACCGUGGCUCUGAGGAGACGAAAGAGGACGACAAGCGCCGACGAGAGAAAGGCAAAGGUCUCGUGAAGCAAACCAAAGUCGUCUUCGAGAGCAGGGACGGUGGCAAGAUCGAAGAGAAAACUGGCGCAGGUCGCAGCCGUGGCUAUGGAUUCAUCGAAUACUUCAACCACCGCCAUGCGCUCAUGGGUCUACGAUGGCUCAAUGGACAUGUUGUGCUGGCAAAGUCUGCUGAUGGUGAAGCGGAGAAAAAGAAGCGACUGAUUGUUGAAUUCGCCAUUGAAAAUGCGCAAGUCGUUCAGCGAAGAAAGGAGUACCAGGAGAGGGCGCGCAAUGGCAAAAAAGCAGACGAGGAAGAUGUGGAUGGUGGAAACAAGAGCAACAAAAGAGGAACCAAAAGGAAGAGGCCGGAGAGUCGAACCGCCGACAAGAGAGGAGGUAAGCCAAAGGUUACAAAGGGAGAAGCAAAAGAAGAAAACGGCGAAAACGACGAGGAACGAAACAAGAUUGCUAAGAGGAACAGAAUCAUCUCCCGGAAGCGUCAACAAAGGAGACAGCGCAAGGCUUGA
Messenger RNA from Talaromyces proteolyticus, 2208 nucleotides. Its product is annotated as putative ribosome biogenesis. Bases 1 to 2208 code for a protein of 735 amino acids. Lineage: Eukaryota; Fungi; Ascomycota; Eurotiomycetes; Eurotiales; Trichocomaceae. Gene Ontology annotation, molecular function: RNA binding. The record is from RefSeq and is a predicted model, not a curated record. The transcript has a single exon.